Scylla paramamosain (green mud crab) is the source of this 2439-nucleotide messenger RNA. Its product is annotated as dynein intermediate chain 2, ciliary-like. The record is from RefSeq and is a predicted model, not a curated record. The transcript has 7 exons. Bases 1366 to 2295 code for a protein of 309 amino acids. NCBI's taxonomy places the organism in Eukaryota, Metazoa, Arthropoda, Malacostraca, Decapoda, Portunidae.
CCUCCUCGUCACUGUUCGUCGCCAUCCCCUCAGUAUCCUUUUCAUUACCUUUCCUCCCUCUCACCCUCCUCCUGUUACUGCAACUUAACAUAAACUUUCUUUUAAAUAGGGAUUUCGCGCCAUUAGCCAAAAAGAAACGGGAAUACCGUCAGUUAAUAUGAAUCUGCGGCCUUUGAAAAGUCCAUAUGAGAGCAGGAAUACCGCCAGUUAACGUAAUUCAGCUCAUAAUUUCAUUGCUAAUCCCUUCAUUCUGAACAUAAUGGUUUGAAAAAGUAUCGUAUUUUCGCUAGUAAUCAUGCGAUGUUCACGAAAUAAAAUUAUAGGAUAGAAAAUAAAAAUUAAUAAUCUAAUAAAUGAAUAAUUUGAAUACAGCAAAUAUAAAUAUCCAUACUUUUCCAUAUUUAAUAACCUGCGAUGUUCGUUGAAUAUAUUUGAAUAAAAAAAAUGGAUGGGUUGGCUAUGGAUGCUUUUUCAUAUUGUGAAAGGAACAGCAGUGAAAUCAAUGCGUUGAAGAAAUCUAAACUUAACCUAUUCAAACAUAACAUAACCCUCCGAUGAUAUGUUACCAAAGUAUUAUUCGAAUAUGGAAAUAAAAAAGAGGAAAUGAAUAGCUAAGAUAAAUUUUUGGCGGGAGAGUGACGAGGGGACUGGAGUUACGUGUUGUGCAUAUUCCUCGGUGUGUAUGUAGCACCGCGGACGGCACUACAGGACCCAUCACUGCAACACCUUUAUAUAGGAAGAAAUUCUAGCCAAGAUACUACAAUUUAGUGACAGUACAGAAACAGAAAAAGAAACAAGAGAGAGAAAUACUACUAUUACAUGAGAUCUCCAUUCUAUUCGCUCUUCAGUGUGGGAAAUAAAGAAAAAGGGAAAAAGAAGAACAUAAAAGAUUUUCCCUCAAGGUGAAGGAAAUUUGUGUUUUCCUCCUUUCCUUCCUUCACUUCUUUCUCUUUUUUCCUUCUUUCCUCACCUCCUUCCUUAUUUCCUUCAUUUCAACCUUCAAUUCAACCUCUUCUCUCCUUCCUUCCUGUUUUCUUUUCUUCCAUCUCCUCUCUCUCUCUCUCUCUCUCUCUCUCUCUCUCUCUCUCUCUCUCUCUCUCUCUCUCUCAGUUCUUCUUUCCUCUCCUUAUUAAAUCUAUAAUUUCCCUCCUUCCCUCCUUCUCUCCUUUCUUCAUCCUUCUUUUCCUCCAUUAUUUUCUUCUCCAUUAUUUUCUCUUCACUCUUUUCUUUCUUCUUCCUUCGUUUCUUUCACUGUUUUUUCCCUUUCCUUAUUUUCAUUCAUAUUUCUGUCUUUCUUCCCUUCUUCCUUCCUUUUAUCGUUCUUUCUCUCUUUCCUUCCUUCCUUCCUUCCUUCCUUCCUUCACCAUGACCUUCUCUCGCUCCAAACUGAAGAGGAGGGACACACUGGAGCAACAGGAAGAGGAAGAGGAAGAGGACGAAGAGGAGAGGAGGAGAAGGGAGGAAGAGGAAGAGAAGGCGAGGGAGCCCCAGGUGGAAAUACGACUGUCAUCCACCACAGCCCAACCAGAGGGGGAGGUGCUGUACGACUUUUCCACCGGGUACUUCCACCUGGUCCACCAUGGCGAUCCACUCAUCCACCUGUUCUCAGCGCCGUCAAGGAUCAUGCCGCGUGAAGAGUUCGAGUUGAUUUACCUGCAGAAGACUCAGGAGGAGGAGGAGGAAGAUGAGGAGGCCAUCGCGAGGCGGAAGAAGGAGGAAGAGGAGAAACAAAAACAAAAAUACCUGGAAUUACAGCGAGAAUUCAAAGCGAAGAAGAAGAAGAAGAAGAAGAAGAGCGCAGCCAAGAGUCAAGAGGCGGAGGAGCAGGAGGAGCAAGAGGAGGAGGAGGAGGAGCAGUAUGACAUCGCUAAGGACAUCGAGGACCUGUACGGCAACGUGAUGUCACCUGAACAGCUUGCCAAACUUGAUUCACAACCUAACCCUUUCAAUUUCAGCGACCGUGUGACUCAGACCUUCCGCGCCCCGAAGAAGGAGUUGAGCCAGCAGACUGACCAGCCCCCCAGCACGACUUUCGGCGCCACUGCAGGUCUUGCCACUCUUUGCGACGCCUAUGACAGAGACUACGAGCUGAAACAGGAGGCGGAGAGGAGGAAGAAGGAAAAGGAAGCGGAGGAGGCAGCGAAGGAGGAAGGAAAAGAGACCACCAAGACCCCCCUGGACCCCGUGGUGCUCCUGACGCCCCCCUCCCCGCCAGGUAAGGGGGGCUGGCACACCUGGCCCGCGCUUCCAAGAUCGUGGAAAGAACCGUACAACAGAAUGUAUAUGCAGAAGUGAUUUACGACUACAAGUACUGGGAGGACCAGAGUGAUGACUACCGCCAGCUGGAGGGGUCCCUGCUACCCUUGUGGAAGUUCACGGCGCCUGCUGUCCGUCGCCUGCUUGUAUCUGAGGUGUGCUGGAGCCCCGCCCAUCCUGACC